CUCUCCGGAGGACGGGAUUGGGAGAAAGUGGAAAACGGGAGUAGAAAAGUUGGUCCAAGGGCGAAAUGAGCGCGGACAUGGACCACAGAGAACCGCGGUGACCGGACACCGAGUGUGUCGCUUCCACUAGUCGCCUCUCGGUGGAUCAUGCAAACUUUCCUUUGUCGACUUCGCCGUUACGCCGCCUGACACAUGAUGGGCUUCGGUCGGGAUCUGAGGAAUUCCCACGAGGGAUUACUGAAACUACAGGAUUGGGAAUUAAAGCUGCUGGAGACUGUGAAGCGUUUCAUGACCCUGCGCGUGAAGAGCGACAAGGAGUACGCCGCCCUGCUUCUCAACAUGACGCAGCAGAUGGAGAAACAGGAAGCGGCCGACUAUGUCAGCACCGUCAACAAGUCGUGGUCGCAGGUGGUGCGUCAGACGGAGGCGCUUGGUCGCGUCAUGAGGGGUCACGCCGACGACCUGAAUUCGGGUCCGCUGCACCGCCUUGCCACGCUCAUCAGAGACAAGCAGCAGGUGAAGAAGAGCUACCAGAGUCUUCAUCAGCAGCUGGAGAGCCACAAGCACAAGGUGACUCGGAGUGACCUGGACAAGCUGAAGUCGACGUAUCGCCAGCUGAGCCGCGACGCCAACAACGCCAAGGACAAAUACCGAGAAGCUCUCAGCAAAGGCCGUGAGGCGGAGCGCGCUCACGAACGUUACGACAAAGCCACCGCCAAGCUCCACAACCUGCACAACCAGUACGUGGUGGCCGUGUGCGGAGCGCAGACCACGCAGGAAGAACAUCGGCGGCGCGCGGCGCCUGCGCUACUCGACGCCCUCCAAAGGAUGCAGGAGGACAUGACGCUCGCUCUGAAGAACAUUUUGGAAGAGUACUGCGAGAUCAGCAGUCUGCUGACUGACGAAGUGGUCAAAGUCCAUCAAGAGAUUUCUGCGGCGGUCCAGCAGAUCGACCCGCUGGUGGAAUACCAGCACUUCAUCGACGCCUACAGGUCUCCGGAGAGCCCUGAGGCCAACGUGGAGUUCGACACCUCCCUGCUGGACGAGACAGACAACCUGUCGGCCAAUGAGAUCCUGUGGAACACGCUGACGGCCGACAGUCUUCAAGCCAUGUUGUCGUCAGCCACAGAGGAGUUGGCACUGACUCAGCAGAAUCUGAGGACCAAAGAGGCUCUGGUGGACGACCUCGAUGCCAAGAUCAUCAGUAGCCAGCAGAACGCAGACAGGAAGUCCGACUGCGUGCUCCUCCUCAGUCAGAAACUGUCCCUCCUGGAGCUGCGCCAAACCGUCCAGUCCCUGCGCAGCUCCGAGGCUCGCCUCUCCUCCCAGAAAGCCCUGUUGGACGCCAAAAUGGCGGACGCCCCGUCUCCGCCUCCCCCGCCACCGCCGCUUGCGAUGCCCUACGAGGACGACACUCGCUCCGUCAGCUCCACCGAUAAAGGCAAGGAGAAGAGCUCUCGCUUGGACACGCUGCGACACUCGCUGGCUGGAAUGAUCCGCUCGCCUAAAGCCAUGUUGGGCUCGUCGUCCUCGCAGUUCUUUGACGUCAUUCCAUCGUCGGAGCGCCCUCUGGCAGACCAGGAGUGGUACCACGGUGCCAUCCCUCGCACGGAGGCUCAAGAGCUACUUCGGCAGCAGGGUGACUUCCUGGUGAGGGAGAGUCACGGCAAACCGGGCGAAUACGUCCUUUCCGUGUUCUCGGACGAGCAGCGGCGACACUUCAUCAUCCAGUUUGCCGACAAUCAGUACCGCUUCGAGGGGACGGGCUUCACCACCAUCCCGCAGCUCAUCGAGCACCACUUUUCCACCAAGCAGCUCAUCACGAAAAAGUCUGGCGUGGUGCUCCUCAACCCCGUUGUCAAGGACAAAAAGUGGAUCCUCAACCACGAGGAUGUGGCGCUGGGCGAGCUGCUGGGCAAGGGCAACUUCGGCGAGGUGUUCAAGGGGACGUUGCUGCGAGACAAAACAGCAGUGGCCGUCAAAACCUGCAAAGAAGAUUUGCCUCCAGAACUCAAGAUCCGCUUCCUUUCGGAGGCCAGGAUCCUGAAACAGUACGAUCACCCCAACAUCGUGAAACUGAUCGGCGUGUGCACUCAGAGGCAGCCCAUCUACAUCGUCAUGGAGCUGGUUUCCGGCGGCGACUUCCUGUCCUUCCUGAGGAAGAAGAAAGACGAGCUGAAGACCAAGCAGCUGCUGCGCUUCGCCGUGGACGCGGCCGCGGGCAUGGCCUACUUGGAGAGCAAGAACUGCAUCCACAGGGACCUGGCAGCCAGGAACUGCCUGGUGGGAGAAGGCAGCUUGUUGAAGAUUAGCGAUUUCGGCAUGAGUCGUCAGGAAGACGACGGCGUUUAUUCGUCGUCCGGACUCAAGCAGAUUCCCAUUAAGUGGACCGCUCCGGAAGCUCUCAACUACGGUCGAUACACGUCUGAGAGCGACGUGUGGAGUUACGGCAUCCUGCUGUGGGAAACCUUCAGUCUGGGGGUGUGUCCUUACCCGGGGAUGACCAAUCAGCAGGCCCGUGAGCAGGUGGAGAAAGGUUACCGGAUGGCAUGUCCUCAGCGUUGCCCGGAUGACGUGUACAAGGUGAUGCAGCGCUGCUGGCAGUACAGCCCGGAGGAGCGACCCAAAUUCGCAGAACUGCAGCGAGACCUCGCCGUCAUCAAAAAGAAGUGACGGGGGAAGUGUGGUCUGUUUUUUUUUUUUUUUUGCCAAGGCAUUUGAACACUAAAAACGUGUCUCUCGGCUACUCAUCCACAAAAGGGCGUUGGCGUCGCUCGCUGCCUUAGCUCAGCGUCAGCAAACGUAAAAACCGGCGGUCAAACAGGAAAUGUGCAUGCUUGCAUCACUAAUUAAAAAA
Molecule: messenger RNA, 2857 nt
Organism: Hippocampus comes (tiger tail seahorse)
Lineage: Eukaryota; Metazoa; Chordata; Actinopteri; Syngnathiformes; Syngnathidae
Gene: fer
Product: fer (fps/fes related) tyrosine kinase
Exons: 20
Coding region: 193-2673 (826 amino acids)
Biological process (GO): peptidyl-tyrosine phosphorylation
Molecular function (GO): non-membrane spanning protein tyrosine kinase activity; ATP binding
Source: RefSeq, a predicted model, not a curated record